AUGACGGGAUACGAGAGCUACGUGGUCGUUCACAACAUAGCAAAGCGACACAACGUAGGAACACUAGCUCGAAGCGCGACUGCUUUUGGUGUAACGGAGCUAAUCCUCGUCGGCCGCCGUGACUUCAACGCCUUCGGAAGCCACGGUUCCGCUUCUCACGUCCGUUUCCGUCACUUCCACUCCCUUAUAGAAGCUCGCAACUACCUCAAGGAGGAGAGAGAGUGUGAUAUAUGCGGCGUUGAGAUUGCAGAUGGAGCUUCUCAGGUCAAUGAGCAUCCUUUUAAAAGAAACACAGCCUUUCUUCUUGGUAAUGAGGGAUCAGGAUUAUCUGCGAAAGAGUAUGAGAUAUGUGAUUUCUUUGUAUACAUUCCUCAGUAUGGCUGUGGCACUGCCUCGCUCAAUGUUACUGUUGCGGCUUCUAUUGUCUUGCAUCAUUUUGGAGUUUGGGCGGGAUUUUCUGAACGUGUCCGAGAUGGAAGUAAGUUUAUAGUGGCUGAUAAACCAGCUAGGCAAGGACGACGUAAUUUCUGUGCUGGUACAGAGGAAUCCAUCGUUGAAGAGCGGAAGCUGAGGAAAGAAAGUGCUGAAAAUGGGUUCUUUGAUGAAAACGGCGGAAACGAAAGUUCAUCCACCGAGCUUUUGAAUGGUUUGUUCCUUAACGAAUAG
Eruca vesicaria subsp. sativa (arugula) is the source of this 666-nucleotide messenger RNA. The record is from the annotation of a GenBank genome assembly. NCBI's taxonomy places the organism in Eukaryota, Viridiplantae, Streptophyta, Magnoliopsida, Brassicales, Brassicaceae.